This is a messenger RNA of Sphenostylis stenocarpa, 1257 nucleotides long. The record is from the annotation of a GenBank genome assembly. NCBI's taxonomy places the organism in Eukaryota, Viridiplantae, Streptophyta, Magnoliopsida, Fabales, Fabaceae.
AUGCAGAACUCUGAGCCGGUGAAGAUCGGAACCACCACCACCAUGUCCACUGCUGCAACUCCAAUUCAAGGUGGAGAAGAGGGAUUUGCUUGUUCCUCAAAACCGGUGGAGCUUAAGGGUGACGGUGAUGACGUUACUGAAACGGGUUCAGUCGAUCCCAAGCCCUUGGCUUUGGUUGGUCACAAGAGGAAGGCUUCAUCAGAGAUCGAUCCUCAGCGUGUCUACUCUCCUCCUCCUGUUUCAUCCCCAACUGUUGAACAGAAUGCUGAUAUGGUGCCUCAAGGGGAAGGUGACAACGACAUGCCUCAUGGGGGGAUGUUGCUGGACCUAAACCAUGGCCCAGAAGAAGAAAUGGAUGACUAUCGUUAUCGUUAUGAUGAUGUAUUCAAAGAAAAUGUGGAAGCUGUUGCUGAAGACAACAUUGAAGUGAAGCUUGAAGGGGAGAAGGGCAUGCUUCAUGGAGGACUUUCCGAUUUUGACCUAAACCAUGAAGGAGUGGUCGACUCAAAAAGUGAUAAAGGAAAAGAAAAAUUGGAGACUGGUGACAUGGAGAACCCUGAUGAUGUGAAGCCUGGAGAAGACAAGGGCAUUCCUCAUGGAGUGCUUUCGGAGAUGGAUACAAACCAAGGAGAAGGAACAGUGAACCCUAUCACUGAUGUUGAAGAGAAAACACAAGUGGAGACUGAUUCUGCAGAAAACAACGAAGUAGAGCCUUCUGCAAUAAAGAAAAUUGAAGGGGUGCCUUCUACUGUUGAGAACACAGAAGUGGCACUUCCUGCUUCCGCCGUUGUAAUUGAACUGGAGCUUAAUUGCGAAUUUAACAAAGAAUCCGACCAUUUUUCUGAUAGUGAAGUGGAAUCCAAGACUUCUGCUAUGCCUGCUGAGAAGAAUGAAGGAGAGUCUUCUGCUGAUGAAGAAGAAGUGGAUGCUGAUGCUGAUGCUUCUGACAAAAUGGAAGUUAACCGUUAUGCUGUGGCUCCAGAGAAGAAGAAUGAAGAAGUGGAGGCUGAUGCUGCUGAGAAGGUUGAAGUUGUGCCUCAUGCUGGAGAUCAGAAGAAGAAGAAUAAAGCGGUGGAGCCUGAUGCUGUUGAGAAAGUUGAAGCUAAGCCUUACACAGGAAAACAUGAAGCAGGACCAUCAACCACAGGAGAAGAUGAAGUGGAGACAUCUCCUCCAGUGAAAGUUCAUGGCUUAUUGCGUAGCCCAGUGAAUUUUGAUCUUGACCUGAAUCAACCUCCUUCCAUGGAGGAGGAUUAA